CGAGCACCCUAAACAUCAACCACAUUCAGUCUGCUGGCUUUCUUUUCGAGCGACCCCGCACAGUCUAGUCCUAUACCCGCCGAUGCCCUUGGCCGUCGAUACCUACACUCAGCUCCCCGCUGGUCGGCGGUUCUCAGUUCAGUACAACUCCAAGCUCAAGCCGCCUGCGUCCACCGUCAGACCGCGCGCUGCAACCUACUCGAGCUCGACGCGGCCUCGAAUCCCGCCAAGGGCGAGCAACCAGACUGAAUCUCCGGCUACUACUCAACACCUGCGCAAGCCAUCCCUCCCCUCCAGCCUCGGUCCCGAUCGCCCGCAACCACCGCGCGGAAGGCAGACGCAGAGCGAGCUUCUCAGCCCAGGGCGGUCUCCGCAACGCAGGUCCGCGCUCUCGCCCUCUAGCCUUCCUCGCCCUGUCCCCUCUAUAGCUGUCGGCUCCGAGGCGCUACCGAAACCCGAGAACGCUCCUCCCUCCGAUGCCUCGAAUCCUUCUCCGAGCUCUGUCCCUCCGUCUGCGCUGGCGCAGCCAGGAACCCCUCGCUCCUAUGCUCGGAAGAACGCACACACUCGCCAGCAAACUAUCGCAAAGCCAGACCCGAAUGUUCUCGUUCGCCGCCUCGAGGGUCUCCUCCCGCCCAGUGCUCGUGUACACAAUCUAGUCCAGUUCGAUGUCCUGCAAGCGCUUCACGACAAAGAGGAAAUGGAACGGUUCUCCCGCGAGGCCAUCAUUCAGACACUGGAGGAGGGCAGCAACAGUCUAGCGGUCUUUGGUGAAAGCCUUACUCGAGUCUGCCUAUUCGCCUUCACUCGCGAUGGUGCCCGCACCCUCCCCUCUGUCGUCGUCUCGUGCAUGGAAGACCUCAAGAUACGUCAGGUCGAAAGCUCCAUCGUACUCCCCGAUAUUUCUAUCGCCUGCGAUCCUACCCUAAUAGCAAUCUUCAACUCUUCUAGCACAGACUUUGGCAACCAGGCCUUCGGUGCUCUCUCGCAGCAACCCACCGACGCCGUCCUCUCACUUCUCCUGACCUACCUCGACGCGCUUCCAGAACCCUUACUCUUCCCCGGCAUCGCUGAUGGCCUCCUCGUCUGGUGUUUUGACGACUCUUUGGGCAAUGAUCGCAAGGCCACUAUAUCCGUCGCUCAGGUUCUCCUGCGCCUCCUCCCCUCUGCCAACAUCGCGCUGCUCUCGUAUCUCCUGGAAUCUCUCCUCGACUUCGGUCUGGCGAAAGACGCUGCUAUGAACCAGACUUGCAUCACUUUCGGGCGCUGCAUGCUGGGCGGCGUGGAGCGCGAUCAACGCAAGGGCGAAGUCGUUCUCCGAUGGCUGCUCGAGAACUGGACAAGGAUCUCCGCAGGGCUCAUGUCUGACAACGUCGGCAUCAUCAUCGAGGACGACAAGCCCCGGAAGACCUCAUCUUCACCGCCGCUCAAAGAGCUGCACCUCGCGCCUCAAGAGACGCCCCGCAAGUCCUCGUGGACUGGAUCGCUUUUUGGCGGCGCGUUCGGCAGUUUCUCAAAGAAGCUCUUCGACGACGAUGCGAUUGUGUACCCCGGCGUGCUCUGCAGCGACUCGCGCUCGACGUCGACGGGGAGCGCGGAGUCGACGUCUACGUACGCGUCGCGAUCGACGACGGAUUCGGAUGCGUCGGAGACGGGGCCUCCGCCGUAUCCUUGCGAGGUCUGUCGGCAGUGCACGCCGUUCCAGGUUGCGCUUGAUACGCCUCACCUCCUCUCCCUACAUAGCGCGCACGAUAUCUGCCGCCUCCUUUUGCGGCGUGCGCACCGGCCCACGAAGGCGCUCUUCACGUCUGAGGUCCAGCAGGUCGAGUUCCACCUGCCGGACGAUGCCCAGCAGCGCGCAGAGAUGCUCGCGGCGAUGGAGGUGCUGGUGCGCACGCUGAGAGGAGCGGAAGACGUCGGGACGAAAGGGGCACUGCGCGGGCUGGAGAGCACCAUGCCCACCGAUACGGGCGGGGUUGUCCGCCUGGGCUUCUCGGCGAGCGCGACGAUCUCUGUGGAGGGGGACGGAGCGGGGGAUGCGGCGCAGGAAUUGGGCCCAAUGCCCGCAAAUUGGCAGUUGGUGCCGCGGUUGAUGGGGAAGAGGGGUGGGAAUGUGGCGUUGUAA
Molecule: messenger RNA, 2125 nt
Organism: Schizophyllum commune H4-8
Lineage: Eukaryota; Fungi; Basidiomycota; Agaricomycetes; Agaricales; Schizophyllaceae
Exons: 3
Coding region: 83-2125 (680 amino acids)
Biological process (GO): signal transduction
Source: RefSeq, a predicted model, not a curated record